Messenger RNA from Vitrella brassicaformis, 1108 nucleotides. The record is from the annotation of a GenBank genome assembly. Lineage: Eukaryota; Vitrellaceae.
GUACACACAAAAAACAGCGACGUGAAAAUCCAUCCGUGGGUGAAAACCGUCAGACACGCACCAUAGCUAUCCACACACACCACGUGAAGACGAUCGGCCACCCGCACGAAGGCCGCCCACUAAGCUCUCCUCUGAACCCCCCCUCUCUACACAGGUCGACAGCCGACUGAUCGUCACCAUGGAUGGCCACCAGCCUCAUCUCGGCAUAUCCCAUCCGCUUGUCCCGCAGCACCCAUUCCUGCACCUCUGGCGGCACAGUGAGGUGCCGCACCUCCCCCGCAGACAUGAGCAGCACCGCCUCCCUCUGCCAGUCGCACAGCAGCCCGUCGCUCACGGCACACGUCACGCCAUGGCACUCCACCGUCUUGAUGCCGCCGUGAAUUUUGUCCUCCCACAUGGUGAGGUCGAAGGUCACUCGGUCGUUGGCGGUCGGCUGGCGGCCGGCGCCCUGCUGCACAACCUGGUGCUGCACGCCGAGGUCCGUCACCUCGAUGGUUUCUUUCGGUCUCAUCGCCGCCACUGCUGCUGCUGCUGCUGCUGCUACAGGUGAAGGUGAGGAUGAAGUCACGCGCUGGCGGUGGGGCACCGACUCACCGCUGACAAUACACACACGCACACACAGAGAGAGAGAGAGAGAGGAUACAGAUGUAUGUGGAUGUGUUUGCUGCGGUCACCUGGCCUCGCGAGGGAUCUUCGGCGCGUCACCACUGACAGCGACAAUAAAACUGUUACACACACAUGUGUACACUCACUUGACCGGCUCUCCCCUUCUCUGCGCAUCUUGUGAAACAUACCAUUCUUGGUUGGGCUGGUGGCUGCUGCUGUUCUUGGGGGCACCAAAGCACAGCUUGAUCUGCGGAUGAAAGGCGGGCAAGAUGGCCCGGCGCUCCCCCUGCACGUCCAUCUCAUAGCCUCCGUGGCCGUCCUCAUACACAAAAUGACCAUCGAAGAGGCCGACAGCGCGGUCGCUCAUCGUCAAACUGCAGUCAGGCAGAGAAAGUAUUGGCCUCCGUCACUCCUGAGUCUUUUUUGCUUUCUCCUGUGCGCUAUUUCACCUGGUUCACAUGACGCACUGGUAGAGGGGAUGCCUGCUUGUUCCGCCCCUGCC